Penicillium diatomitis is the source of this 1638-nucleotide messenger RNA. Its product is annotated as putative amino acid permease. The coding region runs from base 1 to 1638 and encodes 545 amino acids. Lineage: Eukaryota; Fungi; Ascomycota; Eurotiomycetes; Eurotiales; Aspergillaceae. The transcript has 2 exons. Gene Ontology annotation, cellular component: membrane. Gene Ontology annotation, molecular function: amino acid transmembrane transporter activity. The record is from RefSeq and is a predicted model, not a curated record. Gene Ontology annotation, biological process: amino acid transmembrane transport.
AUGGAGAAAUCCUCGGUGGCUACAGAUGUCAUUCACCCGGAGCCUGCAAGGGUCGAGGAAUACAAUGACUUGUCCAAGGCUGAGCUGGAGCUCAACGUGGGCGGUCGUGGUGCGACUCAGCGUCGCCUGAAGAACUACCAUGUCACCAUGAUCGGCUUCUGCAGUGGUAUCGGAACUGGUCUCUUUGUCGGUACUGGCGCGGCAUACGCAAAGGCUGGACCGGCCGGUCUGCUUCUCGCAUACAUCAUCGUCGGAUUGGUCUUGUGGUGUGUCAUGCAAAGUAUCGCCGAAUUGGCCACUCUUCUCCCCACUGCAGGUUCAUUCCCUCACUGGGCCACCCGCUUCAUCGAUCCCUCCGUGGGAUUUUCCCUCGCAAUCUCGUACGGAUACUGUUACACAAUCGCUAUUGCCUCGGAAGUCUCUGCAGCCGCAGUCAUUGUAUCAUAUUGGACAGACAUAACACCGGCAGUGGUGAUCACGGUAGGACUGAUUCUUAUCUUGAUCAUCAAUUUGAUGAGCGUGCGAUUCUACGGUGAGACCGAAGUCGCCGGAGGUGCAAUCAAGGUGCUCUGUUUCCUGGGCCUGGUCGUUGUCUCCAUCGUGAUCACCGCCGGCGGUGGCCCCAACCACGAGGCGAUCGGAUUCCGCUACUGGAACAACCCCGGUCCUUGGACAAACUUCAAUGGUAUCACCGGCCCCACUGGUCACUUCCUCGGCUUCCUGUCGUCCUUUGUGAAUGCAUCCUUCAGCUUCAUCGGUGUCGAGACCGUCGUCAUCACUGCCGCCGAGUCGGUGGACCCCCACCGUGCCAUUCCCAAGGCCGCGAAGCGAGUCACUUACCGCAUCGGCUUCUUCUACGUUCUCGGCGCUCUUCUCAUCGGCCUCAUUGUGGAUCCUCGCAACGAAUCGCUUGUCUCCGGAUCUGGCAACGCGAACAGCUCUCCCUUUGUUAUCGCUAUCCGCGAGGCCGGUAUCAAUGCUUUGCCUUCGAUCGUCAACGCCUGUAUCUUGAUUGCUGCCUGGUCUGCCGGUAAUUCAUACUGCUGGGUUGGCUCCCGCAUGAUUGUUGCCAUGACCACCGAUCACCAACUGCCUCAGAUCUUUGGUCGAGUGAACAAGACCGGUGUGCCCUAUGUUGCUGUCAUUGCAGCCUGGCUGUUCGGUCCUCUGGCUUAUCUGAGUCUUGGCUCAGGUGGUGCUGCACAGGCCUUUACCUGGCUGCUCAAUCUGAGCACCGUAGCCGGUUUGAUUGCCUGGGCUACACUCUGCUUCUGCUACGUUCGUUUCCACGCGGCCAUGAAGGCCCAAGGUGUUUCCCGAGACACCCUCCCAUGGAAGGCACCUCUUCAACCCUACGCUGCCUGGGUAGGUUUCAUCGGGUCCACCAUCAUCACUCUGGUCGCCGGCUUCCCUGUCUUCUUGAAGGGUAACUGGAGCACAUCUGACUUUGUCGCAUCAUACAUUGGUAUUCCGAUUUUCAUUGUGCCCAUCAUUGGGUGGAAGUUGUGGCAUCGCACCGAAUUCCAGCGUGCGGCCACAAUCGAUCUGUGGUCUGGUCGUCUUCAAGACGGAGAGAUCAUGCCGCAAAAGAAUCCUCGCAAUACAGUGUGGGGUCGGUUUAUCGACUGGCUGAUGUGA